GAAAAGGGGUGGAUCAAUGGAGCAAGCUGAUGAUGUCGGUCCCAGCAGCCAAGCAGACCGCAACCCCACCAUAGCCGCGAGCUGCUGAACAGGACAGGGCGCACCCAUCAAGGACCAGACCGAACCAGCUCCAGACCCGACAUACCGCCUGUCGGCCACCCGCCACCCGCCAAAAUGCUUCUCCUGGACUACCAGAACGUGCUUAUCCAGUCGGUCUUGACUGAGCGGUUCUCUGGAGCACCGCCCGUCUCGAUCGACCAGACCGUCUCCGAUUUCGACGGCGUCAUCUUCCACAUCUCCACCCCCGAGACCAAGACCAAGAUCCUCGUGUCCCUCCAAAUAAGAUGCUGGAAGGACCUUGUGCAGUAUGGCGCCGAGCAGGUCCUGAACCGCGAGUAUGGCCAAUACGUCGCUCCCCCUGAGCCGGGCUACGACUUUUCCGUCAUGGUCGACCUUGAGGACCUGCCCGCCGAACCGGAAGCACGCGAGGAGCUAGUCAAGAAAAUCGCCCUCUUGAAGCGCAACGCCAUGGCGGCCCCGUUCGAGCAUGCGUAUGAGGAGCACUACAAGCUCAAGGAGGCCGCGUCCCAGUACACGUCGGAGGAGGCGCCGCAGGGUGUGCGCGAGGGCGGCGAGGUCAUGGCAAUCCACUACCGCGAGGAGGAGGCCAUUUACGUCAAGGCCAGCCACGACCGCGUCACCGUGAUCUUCAGCACCAUUUUCCGCGAGGAGACGGACCGCAUCUACGGGAAGGUCUUUAUCCAGGAGUUCGUCGACGCUCGCCGCCGUGCCAUCCAGAACGCGCCCCAGGUCCUCUUCCGCAACGACCCGCCUCUCGAGCUGCAGGGCGUCCCCGGUGUGAGGGACUCUGGCAACGGGGACAUUGGCUAUGUGACAUUUGUGCUUUUCCCGAGACAUUUGACACCCCAACGCAUGCCAGAUGUUAUCUCGCAUAUCCAGACGUUCCGCGACUACUUCCACUA
This is a messenger RNA of Gaeumannomyces tritici R3-111a-1, 983 nucleotides long. RefSeq names its product ARP2/3 complex 34 kDa subunit. The record is from RefSeq and is a predicted model, not a curated record. Gene Ontology annotation, cellular component: actin cytoskeleton; Arp2/3 protein complex. The annotation marks the transcript as partial. The transcript is spliced from 4 exons. NCBI's taxonomy places the organism in Eukaryota, Fungi, Ascomycota, Sordariomycetes, Magnaporthales, Magnaporthaceae. Gene Ontology annotation, molecular function: actin filament binding; structural constituent of cytoskeleton. Gene Ontology annotation, biological process: actin filament polymerization; Arp2/3 complex-mediated actin nucleation.